GCCAGACGACAGUUUAAAACUUAACACGAUGGAAGCAUUGAUACACCUGGUGAAAGGCAGCGUAGGAACUGGAAUAUUCGCAAUGGGCGAAGCCGUAAAAACCUCUGGAAUAGUAAUAGGUCCUUUAUUCAUUUUGAUUAUAGCAGUAGUUUGCGUGCAUUGCAUGCACUUACUGGUCACAACGGCUAAUAGUUUACGAGACAAACAUGGCGUCAGCACCAGUUUGGAUUUCGCCAAAACAUUGGAAUUAUCCUUUUUGCUAGGCCCACCUCGAUUAGCCAAGUACUCCGUUCACGCGAAGAAUUUGGUAACAUAUUACUAUGGCGUCGAAAUCGGUGUACGCUCGAUAAUGGCCGGACUUUUCUUACCGGUGUUAUUACCUUGCCUAGUGAGGAAUUUAAAAUACUUAGUACCCGUAUCGAUAAUGGCGAAUGUAAUCAUGUUUUUCGGCAUUUUCACGGCGUUUGCAUUCGGGCUGUACGAUCUUCCCCCUUUCAGCGAUAGGCGUUACGUGGGGGAUUUGGCAACGUUGCCCCUCGCUUUCGGCACGACCGUGUUUUGUUUCGGGGGAAUCGCCCUGAUUCUUCCCAUCGAGACACAGAUGAUGGUGCCUCGUGAUUUUUCGCGCUGCGGAGGAGUUUUGAACGUCGGGAUGACGUUCGUGGGGAGUUUAUUCGUUCUGAUGGGGUUCAUAGGGUACUGGAAAUGGGGAGAGGAGGUUUCGGGAAGUGUUACGCUGAAUUUACCUGAAGAUCAAGUCUUGUUUCAGGUGGUGAAAUUAUUAAUUAGUGCAGGAGUGGCGUGUACGUAUUGUUUGCAACUGUAUAUAGCCGUUGACGUAAUGUGGCCCUUUAUAUUAGAAGGAAAAUUGAGGGAUAGUAAACAUCCAGUGGUUUGGGAGUUAUUAUUUCGAUCGAGUCUCGUAUUAUUGACUUCGCAGAUUGUCCCAUUCCUCUCGUUAUUUUUAUCAUUAGUGGGUGCAUUUUGCACUGCGGGACUGAGUCUCCUUUUUCCCGCUCUAAUGGACCUGCUGAUGCAUUACGCAGACGAGAAGCUUACGAUAUAUGUUAUUAUCAAAGAUUCCAUCAUUUCCUGCUUUUGCAUGCUAGGUAUGCUAUCCGGUACAUUCGAAAGCGUUAGAGCGAUGAUAACGGCUCUCAGCGCGCCCGAAGAAGAAGAAUUCGUUUUUCAAAACACGAGUUUCUUAAUCAGCAAUGAUAAUAUUCAUAGGUAG
Molecule: messenger RNA, 1234 nt
Organism: Phyllotreta striolata
Lineage: Eukaryota; Metazoa; Arthropoda; Insecta; Coleoptera; Chrysomelidae
Source: the annotation of a GenBank genome assembly